AUGGAGAAGUGGAGGGCUUUGGCGGUGGAGGAGGCGCUGUCCAGGGCGCAUUCCUGGAUUCUCUUCGCGGCCGUGCUCUUGAUCGCCUCCUCUGCCCUCAGCAUCCAAUUCCGCCGCCUCGACUCCUCGCGGUGGAGCAUCCAGCGGCUCGAGGAGGAUUUUGUGGCCGGCCUCUCCAACGAUUCCAUCAGCGGCUUCCUCCUGGAGCUCACGCGGGAGCCCCAUGUCGCCGGGACGCCCCAGAAUUUCCACACCGCGAGGUUUGUCUAUGAGAGUUUCCAGGCGGCAGGGAUUCAAACGCACUACGCGGAUUUCGAGGUGCUACUCUCGUAUCCACUCCAGCGAUCGCUGUCGCUGCUCCUCCCGAACGGGUCGACGCUAUCGCUGGGCCUGAAAGAGGAGGCCGUGGAGGGCGAUCCUAGCACGAGCAAUCCAGACGUGAUUCCAACGUUUUUCCCCUAUGUUCCAUCUGGGACAGUGUGUGGAGAGGCCGUCUAUGCAAACUAUGGCCGUGCGCAGGACUUCGAAACUCUCAGGCAACGAGGGGUGGAUGUCCGUGGUGCGGUGGUCCUUGCGAGGAUUGGAAAGAUCUUUCGAGGGGAUAUCGUCGCGAAUGCGGCAGCAGCAGGGGCAGUGGCUGCGCUGGUGUUCUCGGAUCCUUUCGACUACGCAAAGAAUGGAACCGAGGGGUUUUAUCCAUCUUCGCAGUGGUUGCCACCCAGUGGUGUUCAGCGAGGAUCGGUGCUUCUAACCUCCGGGGAUAUUCUUACUCCUGGAUGGCCGAGCACUCCGAAUGCCGAGAGGGUGGACUUGUCCGAGACGAAGCUUCCAAAAAUUCUAGCACUGCCGAUCUCCGCACAGGAUGCUUUGCCAAUUCUCGCGGCUUUGGGUGGAGAAGUUGCUCCACCGGACUGGCAAGGUGGUUUGCGGCUGCCAGAGUACCGGCUUGGUCGGGGUCCGGCAAAACUCAACUUCAGCUAUGAAGGAAAUCUCACAGUGACGCCGAUUAGAAAUGUGAUCGGGAUGAUCAAAGGCUCCGAAGAACCAGACAGGUACCUACUGGUUGGAAACCAUCGAGAUGCAUGGACGUUUGGAGGAGCAGAUCCGAGUAGUGGGACUGCUUGCCUACUUGAGAUUGCACGAGGGUUUGGAAAGUUUCUCAAGCAAGGUUGGCAGCCGAAACGAACAAUCGUGUUUUGUAGCUGGGACGCGGAAGAAUACGGCUUGAUCGGAUCAACGGAGUGGGUUGAGCAGAAUCUGGACAUGCUCACUGCUAGAGCAAUCGCUUACAUCAAUGUAGAUAGAUCCGUGGGUGGUCCAAACUUUGAUGGUUGUGGAACACCUCAGCUCGAUAAUCUACUCAUGCAAGUCACUAAGAAGGUUAAAGAUCCCAAUUCAGUGUUCAAGAGCGUGUAUGAUUCGUGGUGUGCUUUGAACAGAAAUGCUACACCUGUGAUUGGCAGGCUUGGAGGCAGUAGGUCUGAUUUUUCCUCUUUUCUUCACCGUGCCGGUAUUCCUUCUUACGACUUGAGAUAUCAGACAAGUUUUCCUGUGUAUCACUCGUUAUACGAUGAUUACAAUUGGAUGAAAGGUUUUGGCGAUCCUCUGUUUCAGCGUCACGUUGCAGUGUCUGCGAUAUGGGGACUGCUUUCAAUACAUUUUAUAAAUGACGAUAUUAUUCCAUUUGACUACAGCUCUUACGCAAGUGUGUUGGAGGCCGAUGUAAGGGCCUUGAAAGGCCUCCUGCCAGAAGAUAUCGACGUUACACCAUUACUCCGGGCGAUUUCUGAGCUGCAGUCAGCUGCUAGGCAAAUCAAUGCGGAAGCCAGUAUGCUUGCAACAAGCACGAGCACAAGCACACAGUCGUCUCUAAAGCGCAGAUCCUUAAACGACCGGCUUAUGCUAGCUGAGCGCUCAUUCUUAGACCCAAUGGGGUUGGCACAGGAUCCUUCUAGUAAGCACUUGAUUUAUGGACAAACAACAAGUGACCUCUACGGCUCGCAGUCUUUUCCAGGUAUCAGCCUGGCACUGGCAAAUGCCUUGGCCAAGAUGGACAAGAGCACCUCCAGUGUGCUGCAACACGAGAUCUGGAAAGUAGCGAGAGCCAUCACAAAUGCAGCUCGAGUGUUGUCCGACAAUUUCCAUUGAUCUUGGAAGUACAUGUGAGCUUACAUUUUAUAAAGGAUAUGUCUACCAUUUUCUUUUUCUCUCUGUGUCACCACCAGAGAAGAGAGCUUUCAAUGGAAGAGCUGUGCAUUAGCUUGA
Molecule: messenger RNA, 2265 nt
Organism: Selaginella moellendorffii
Lineage: Eukaryota; Viridiplantae; Streptophyta; Lycopodiopsida; Selaginellales; Selaginellaceae
Product: probable glutamate carboxypeptidase LAMP1
Exons: 12
Coding region: 1-2148 (715 amino acids)
Molecular function (GO): carboxypeptidase activity
Source: RefSeq, a predicted model, not a curated record